Messenger RNA from Lytechinus pictus (painted urchin), 4534 nucleotides. RefSeq names its product alpha-N-acetylglucosaminidase-like. The coding region runs from base 330 to 2687 and encodes 785 amino acids. The transcript has 20 exons. The record is from RefSeq and is a predicted model, not a curated record. Lineage: Eukaryota; Metazoa; Echinodermata; Echinoidea; Temnopleuroida; Toxopneustidae.
UUUCUAAAUAUAUAAACCCAAUAAAUUCAACUGUAAACAAGAUGCUAUCGUGAGAUACGGAAGGAAACGUUCGAUAUUAAAACUGAAGUGGUUAUAAAACGAUACAUAAUGUGUAUUAAGCUAUUCAACUUGAUUAUUUUGAACAAAAAAAUCAAGGUUCAGUGUUACGAUAAAAAAUAAACAAACAAUCGUUCUUUUAGGCCUAUCUACUGUCAUCGGUUAACGAGUCAAAGUCUAAUCACGAAUUACUGUCGUUAUUUCGUCCGGAUAUGUGUAUUGGCCAACACCAUUCUCAUCGGGAUAAGAUAUAGCAGGUAAAUUCUUCCAAGAUGGUGCAGUAUCGGUGUAUAUGCCUCUUCUUCACUGCAUUCAUACUUGGACAUGUUUCUGCAAAUGGGUUCGAGAAGGAGCUUGAACACUUGAAACCAAAAGCUAGUGCUUCAAUACAAACAUCUGCAGCACAAGAAGUUUUACAGAGACUUAUUCCAAUGCGAUACCGUGAUUUCACAGUUGUCGUUAACUCAUCGCUUAGCGGGAAUAAUCUCGAUACUUUUGAGAUAUCUUCUAACGGAACCCAUGUAAAUGUGACUGGUACGACCGGAGUGGCUGUGGUGUGGGGUGUCCAACAUUACCUUGUUCACUACUGUAACUGUCACAUCUCUUGGAGCGGUGAUCAAUUACAUCUACCACCGGAUGGGCAGUGGCCCUUGAUACAUUCUCCGUUGAAGGUUACCAGUCCAAACAGAUUUCGGUUCUACCAGAAUGUUUGCACUGUCAGCUACAGCUUUGUCUGGUGGGAUUGGGAGCGUUGGGAGAAGCACAUCGACUGGAUGGCACUGAACGGUAUCAACCUUCCACUGGCUUUCAAUGGACAGGAAGCUAUCUGGCAGAAGGUCUACCUGAAGAUGGGACUCCAACAGGAGGACCUUGGUAAACAUUUUGGUGGACCAGCAUUUCUGGCAUGGGCACGAAUGGGUAAUAUCGAUGGAUGGGGUGGACCACUACCCCAAUCCUGGCAUACAAAACAGCUUGCUCUCCAACAUCGUAUAUUGAAGAGGAUGAGGGACUUGGGAAUGAUUCCUGUACUACCAGCUUUUGCUGGACAUGUCCCAAAAUCAUUUUCAAAAGUGUUCCCGAAUUCAUCUACUUCAGACCUAGGAGAUUGGGGACAUUUUGAUUCGGAAUACUGCUGCACAUCUCUAUUGGAUCCCCAGGACCCUAUGUUCAAGGAAGUUGGGAAGGCAUUCAUUGAAGCUAUGACCGAGGAAUUUAAUGGUACUGAUCAUAUCUACAGUGCGGACACUUUUAAUGAGAACAGACCAAAAUCAAGAGAUUCUGGUUACCUCUCAGCGGCUAGCAAGGGGGUUUAUCAAGGUAUCAUUGGUGGGGAUCCUAAAGGGGUGUGGCUCAUGCUGGGAUGGCUAUUUCAAGAUACAUCAUUUUGGGGUCCCACCCAAAUCAAGGCUCUGCUUCACGGUGUGCCCAUUGGGCGCAUGAUAAUCCUGGAUCUCUUUGGAGAUGUCCGUCCGUUCUACAACACAACCAAAUCCUUCUAUGGUCAGCCUUUUAUUUGGUGCAUGCUCCAUAAUUUUGGCGGAAAUACUGGUCUCUAUGGCAAGCUUGAUGCCGUUAAUCAGGGCCCUUUCGCAGCCAGAAAUUUUGAGAACAGCACAAUGAUUGGCAUGGGUUUGACGCCAGAGGGAAUCUUUCAAAACUACGUCAUGUACAACUUUCUAACUGACCUGACUUGGAGAGCAGAGAGCACCAAUGUUACACAAUGGAUUGAGCAUUAUGCACAAAGACGAUAUGGAUACACCUCCACUAACAAGAGCGAGGAAGCCACUGAAGCUUGGGCCAUCCUGCAAGAAACUGUUUACAACAACAGGGAUACUUUUAAUGACCAUCAGAGCGCUGUUGCUGUCAGGAGACCGUCCAAUAUUAUGACACAAACAAUUUGGUACGAUUACACCAAGGUUGCAAAGGCAUGGAACUAUCUUCUUCAGGCAUCGAAUGAAUUAGGUUCAAGUUCACUGUUCAGAUACGAUUUAGUGGAUGUGACACGAAAUGUUCUACAGGAUUUAGCAUUUGACUUCUACAAGAAACUUAUGGAAUCCUUACGCGCAAACAACUCCUUAGCUGUCAGGAUUAAUGGCAACCUAUUGUGUGAUGUGAUUCUUGAUAUGGACAACAUAACUUCCUCUCAUCAAGACUGGUUACUAGGAACAUGGAUAGAGGACGCCAAGUCAUUAGCAACCAAUGAUGAUGAAGAAACACUGUAUGAAUACAAUGCAAGAAAUCAGAUAACUCUGUGGGGGCCUACAGGAGAAAUUCUUGAUUAUGCAAAUAAGCAGUGGGGAGGAUUACUUCGAACGUAUUAUUAUCGUCGGUGGCAACUCUAUAUACAAUACCUAGAGGGGUGCAUACUUAACCACCAGCCUUAUGACCAGAAUAAAUUUAACAUGAUAUCUUUUACUUCGGAGAGCAGGUGGACUCACAGCAGAGAUAAAUUUCCAACAAAACCGCUUGGAGAUACGGUGGCGAUAUCCAAAGGGCUUUACAAAAAAUAUGAGCCGUUUAUCAAGGAGUCAAUGAUGUCAGGCAUAUAUAAAAAGAGAAUGAAAGAUGAAUUGAACCAACGCGUCACCAAAGAAGGGUUACCUUAUUCUUACAUGUACUGGAGAGACUAAAGACUGUUUCGUAAUGUAGGCCUUAAAUCGAGACUCAAAACAAGAAAAUUGGACUUGGAACGAAACUGGAUAAAGUUUGAAGAAAAGAAGGCAAAUAAUAAAAAGCUGUAUUCUAUUAAAUAAUUUAGCUUAAAAAUAGAUGUUAUUAUGUUGAAUAUAGACUGUCAUAAUUACGAUGAGAUGUCGGAAAACAUUUCCCAUUUUGAUAUAUUUGUCUUUCUGAAAGACACAUAUUUAACUUCGAUAUAAUUUCAUUUUUAGAUUGCACUUAGAGUGAAUGUGAAGGGAUUGUACAUUAUGGAGAAAGGGAGAAAUCUCAGAUAAUUCUACAGCUUCAGGAGGUAUUAUACUGACCAUCUGUGUUUGCUUACAACAAACAUUAGAAACGAAUCACUAAAGAACUAGGAAAACAGAACAUGGGUCAUUAUUUUGAUCUACUAUACUCAUUAUGAUUUGUAUCAAGUAGCUUCAUUAACAUAGGGGGUUUUAUGAGAGUAUCUUUAGACAUCACUAGCUUUUGGACCUUCAAAGAGUCACUUUCCGCAUAUAAGAGAUAGAAUAAAGAUAUGAAUAAAAAGCAAAAUAAUGCGUAGAAUUUGGGAAAGAACUGAAAAGUAAAUAUCAUUAGAUUCGUUCGUGAAUUAAAUAAAUGUGUACAUACCUGUUUACUCGUAUCGCUUAUGAAUGUAAAGAACACAGUUCGUUGAUAUUCAAGGGGUCUAUAAGAUAUCCAAUACAUAUAUCAUAUUAUCAUGCAGUUGAAAAAAAAUAUGAUUUUUAUAUAACUAGUGUUAUGUAAUUUUACUGAUAGCGACGCAUUAACUUCGUUAGAUAAUAGGAAAGGUUUCAGAUAGUUUUAUUUUAAAAAAUGAAGAGACAUUAGGUUAUUCCAAAUUAGUGAUUUUAUAUAGACAUGUAUGAAUUCAUGAACUCAAAAUAAUUAUUUACUUUUUUUCUCUCAUUAUUAUGCAUUCCUAACUUCACCCCUUCUUGGAAACCGAGACACUGCAAACUUUGGUCAACACAGUUUCCCGACAUUCAUUCUCUCAGCAACAAUGUAAAAUACAUAGAUCUAUAAACGAUUACCAUCUUAAUGCCUCACGAAAAUGAUAUAAAAAUUGUGUACACAACUGAAAAAUAUUGUAAAGAAUCCUAUUCCAGACUAUGUUCAAAAUGAUUCCAUAAACAUUUUUGAUUUUUUUGUUAUUGAUUUUAUCACAAGUUUUAUCACUAGUUUCAUUUUGCAGUAAACUGAAAUUAUUUCCUGAAGUUUGAACCUAUUUUUAAUUAUUCCAAACAUUGAUUGGAUAUCACUAUGAAAAUCACAAAAAAUGAACUUGACAUAUGUACAACAUAUGCAAAGGAUCUGAAAAUAAUGAAUGAUUGCAUUUAUGAAAAUCAAAAUAUUAACAGGAUAAGAUAACUUUCGACGACAGUAUUCAAUUUUUGUUGGUAUUGUAUAAUUGUAUAUUUAACGUAAGAAUCGGAUCCUUCCAAACAAAACUUGUAUGAAAGCAGUAUAUGAUUCCUAAAGAGGAAUCCUGACACAUGUAUACAAUUUUAUGUACUGUAGAGGUAUAGGCCUAUGCAAAUACAUAUUUGAUAUACGAAAAUUUAAACAAGCACCUAAAUCUAAUCAUGAAUCAAAGUGCUAUUACUUUGAGGGAAAAUAUUCGGCAACGUUUCAAAGUGACAAACCCAUCAUAAUCAGAUCAUCCAGAUUAUGUCUAGUGAGACUGCGUUCAUUCCAUUCAUUAUUGCUUCAGCUGUUUGAGCUAAGAACGCAUGAAUAAUAAUCUCAAUGAAGUUAUGAUUAUUUAACAUUUAUCAAUAAAACAAUUUAGCUA